CAGAACUGAGCGUAGUGGGCAGGACGAAGAAAAUACAGCUGGCUACACGUUAGCAACGGCGCUUGAUUCGUCGAGCGUACUUAAGAAGAGUAUAAAGGAUAAAAACCAACUCGCCAUCACGGAUUUUCUGUGGGACAAGCGGACGGGUCUCGCUGCUAAAACGAUGCCUCACAACAGACGGUACGCGUCUUCAGAAAGCAGCUACCAAGACCGCUACAGAGACCGAGGCCGGAGACACCGACACAGACGAUCGCCCUCGUUUUCAUCCAGCAGUGACAGAGAAAGAGACCGGGACCGGCGGGGGCGGGGACACCGGCAGGAGGGAAGCUACAUACGCACAAGGAGCCGCAGUCAUGACAAUCGCUCAACCGAACACCGACCGUUUGACCGGAGAUACUGCGAGGGAUACAGACGUCUGGACCAGAGCCGAGAGCGAGACCGCGAGAGGGGCGAAAGAGAGCCACACGGAGCACCCGAAAGUUACUAUCAACGCGACUUCGCCCCUAACAUGUACGACUACCGGCGCGGCCGUGAAAGGGAGCGCGAGCGGGACGAGUCGUACCGGCGGAAAGGCAGCAGGCGUAAGCACAAACGAAGGCGGCGUAGAACCAGGUCCUAUAGCCCAUCAUCCUCGCGGAGCGACAGCCGGACGCGGGCACUGAGUGUGAGAGACGACGAGGAAGGGCACCUGAUCUGUCGGAGUGGGGACGUCCUGCAAGAGAGAUAUGAGAUUGUUAAUACUUUGGGGGAAGGCACCUUUGGGAGGGUGAUGCAGUGCAUCGACCAUCGCAGGGGAGGAGCUCAUAUAGCUCUGAAAAUUAUCAAGAAUGUGGAAAAAUAUAAGGAAGCAGCUCGGCUGGAGAUCAAUGUACUAGAGAAGAUAAACGAGAAGGACCCAGACAACAAAUUCCUGUGUGUGCAGAUGUACGACUGGUUCGACUACCACGGCCACAUGUGCAUCUCCUUCGAGCUGCUCGCCCUGAGCACGUUUGACUUUCUCAAGGAAAACAACUACUUACCCUACUCCAUCGGUCAGGUCAGACACAUGGCCUACCAGAUCUGCCUUGCUGUGAAGUUUCUCCAUGACAAUAAGCUGACGCACACGGACCUAAAGCCCGAGAAUAUCCUGUUUGUCAACUCAGACUUCACAAUGUCCUACAAUGUGGAAAAGAAACGAGAAGAGCGGACUGUUAAGAGUACGGCAGUACGUGUGGUGGACUUCGGAAGUGCCACAUUUGACCACGAACACCACAGCACCAUCGUAUCCACGCGACAUUAUCGGGCUCCUGAGGUCAUACUAGAACUGGGCUGGAGUCACCCCUGUGACGUGUGGAGCAUCGGCUGCAUCCUCUUCGAGUACUACUUGGGCUUCACUUUAUUUCAGACCCAUGACAAUCGGGAGCAUUUGGCCAUGAUGGAAAGAAUCCUGGGACCCGUGCCAUCGAGGAUGAUUCGUAAAACCAGGAAGCAGAAGUACUUCUAUCGAGGUCGCCUGGACUGGGAUGAGAGUUCCUCGGCAGGAAAAUACGUCAGAGAAAACUGCAAACCCCUCCGGCGGUAUCUGUUGUCGGAGGCAGAGGAGCACCACCAGCUGUUUGACCUCAUCGAGAGCAUGCUGGAGUACGAGCCCUCCAAGAGGCUGAUGCUGGCCGACUCCCUCAAGCACCCUUUCUUCGAGGGCGGGGGCGUCGGCGAAGCGUCGGGCAGCAAGAGCUGGGAGGGGAACCGGGACAUCAGCCGGUGACCCACAGAGCCUUCAGAGACUGAACCAUGGAGGAGUUCAGAUCCUUCUUCCACGUGGAGCAGCUGGACUGUAAAAUAAAAUCUUGGCUUUCAGAGAUUUUCCAUCUGUCAUUAAAGCAUGGACACCUGAACUUCCCCCCCACCCACCUCACCCUGCUGCUGUCACCCUCUGCAGCUACAAGGGGCAUGUUUCUGCAGCAGAGACCAAAAGCAAACUGACUGAAACAAAUCAGAAAUCUUUUUUUUUUUUUUUGUUUUGUUUUUUUAAGAAGUCACAGCCUCAGAGGCGACAAAAGAUCCCACGUGUUUAUACCCGAUGUAGCCCUCUAUGCAGCUCCUGUCUUCCUUUUCCACCUCUGACCCACCUUCCUCCAAUCCGUCCACCUGUUCAUUCCUCUCAAUACCAUGUAAGGAAAGCAGUUCACCUCACUGAGGAAAUUAUCAAUAAGACAGUCGAGGAAUGUCUUCCCCUCCUGCAGUCCAGUAAGAAAAAGGAAAAGGAGAUCAGAUUCACACAUGCAGUGACAAGUCCACUCUUUUAAUUUGGACACACACAAGGUUUUCAGUUAUGCUAAAACCACAACGUAAAUAUUGAUUACCACAAUUUUUUUCCAAAGUUUAGAGUGUUUUUGUUUACAUUGUUAAGUGAACACUUGGAUCCAUAUAAUUCUUUUUGUUUGUUUGUUUUUUUUCUGUUUCAAAUAAGUUAAAUGUUCCUCUUUGUGUCAAACUCCAGUCAGUGGGCCGGUCUUGUUGAUGAACAUGUAUGUUUUGUGUUACACAGUGUUCUAUCUGUGUGUGUGAAUGUAUUCACAAGGGGUGUGGUCAGAGCCAGCGACGCUCUCGUGUUUUAGUUCGCCAUCGGUCUCGGGAACGUCCCCACACGUUCAAACAACUGCCUUUCUCCAUCUUCCUCAUGGUCAGACCUGAGCUCUCCAGACGUUAAGCACACUGCUCUUAUUGAUGGUAUUUAUUAUUUGUCAUAGGUCAUACUCCCAUAUCCCCCACCUGUACAUGACUUGUUUUUUUUUUUUUGUAUGAAAUUAAAGCGUAUAAUACUGUAUAUAUGUACUAUUGUGUAGAAUUAAAGUCCUCCUUGCCAAAGGUUUAUGGUGCUCAGUA
Molecule: messenger RNA, 2865 nt
Organism: Salarias fasciatus (jewelled blenny)
Lineage: Eukaryota; Metazoa; Chordata; Actinopteri; Blenniiformes; Blenniidae
Gene: clk2a
Product: CDC-like kinase 2a
Exons: 13
Coding region: 164-1744 (526 amino acids)
Biological process (GO): regulation of RNA splicing; peptidyl-tyrosine phosphorylation
Cellular component (GO): nucleus
Molecular function (GO): protein tyrosine kinase activity; ATP binding; protein serine/threonine kinase activity
Source: RefSeq, a predicted model, not a curated record